This is a messenger RNA of Peronospora matthiolae, 600 nucleotides long. The record is from the annotation of a GenBank genome assembly. NCBI's taxonomy places the organism in Eukaryota, Oomycota, Peronosporomycetes, Peronosporales, Peronosporaceae.
AUGUACGGAGGGAUUGACAACCUGAAAUCCCUUUACGACCGUGCCGGAAAGACUUUCUCCGGCGGUCCUUCUGCGGCACAGGAUGUGCCGCGUCGUACUGCUCAACCAGACCCAGUACGUCAACCAUCAGUUGGGAGCGGGGCUCCCAAGUAUCCCAGGACGGAUGAAAGCCGCGCCACCGGACGAGAUAACUCGUCCGACGUCCGUUUACAUCGCGGUGGUUCAACAGCUGCUCAACCAGAUAGCGCUGGCCACCGCGAGAGUCCUGUAACGGAGGUGGAAGAGGAGGAAAGACGCUCUCUACACGAUCAUGUAGAUCCGUGUGUUCCCGAGAGCUUCUUUGAUCGCGUAACGCAAGGGUUACGCGGCGAUCUCAAACACGAGCGGGACAGGCGUCUCCAACUGGCGGACGCUGUCUUAAAGCAUCGAGCUGAGUUUGCCUUUGCUCAGCUUGAGAACGAGAGAUCUCAGAAAUCUCUUCAUGACGAUCUAAGGAUCCUCGUUGAUAUCCACCAUCGGGAGCACAAGGCUCUCUGCGAGAAGCUUGAGCGCAAGGGCGUUCUUCAUCGGAAGAAGCAGCGUACUGAUGGUACGGCUUAA